GGAGUUGGCAUCGCAUGCGUGUACAUGCCUUUUAUGCUCGUGGUAAAUGACUUUUACCCUGAUAGGUUCGUCCUAAUAAAUACCAUAUCUCUGUACGGCUAUACCGCUGGGACAAUGCUCCUACCAUUGAUCACUGAACAGUCACUGGAAGCCUACGGGUAUGAGGGAACGUUCCUAAUCUUAGGAGGGAUAACCCUGCACCUGAUCGUGUGUGCAGUAGCCAUACGAGAACCCAUCUUGAGGAACCCCUGUGCAAGAUUCUAUCAAGUUCAAGGAGAUGGGUCGGGUCCAUCUGAUGUGCAGGAUAAGGAAAGGGUUAGACGUAAUGAAUUGGAGAAUCAUUUCCAGACAUGCAGCAGGCAGAAGAAAGACCAAACAGGCACGACGGGUGGGAAUUCAUCAGCAACAUCAUAUGCUGCAGUUACACGAUGCGCAUCAAUAACGCGUUCUUCUUUUGAAGAGAUAGACAGAGGUGAACAAGAUCUUGGCAUUGAGACUGAGAUAGGAACUGCGGAAAGUUUACCACUUAUCGAUGGCAACCCCAACCUCCAUACCGAUACCCCGCGAAACGUACUUGGGGAAGAAAAGGAGUCAUCUCUAAGGCACGAGUCUGGCUGGAAGUCACUUCUGUUUCAGGAACCGUUGUUCUGGUUCAAUCUCCUAACCAUUUUCCUCUUCGCCUAUGCCUACUACUCUUGGAUGUUUUUCCUGGUACCCCAUGCAGAACAACUUGGUUUCGAACAAUCUCGAGCCGUUUUCCUCUCAUCAAUCGCCGGUAUUGGUGGUAUCAUUGGAAGGACAGUAUUCAUCAUCCUGGUCACCAAAGACGUCAAUGCCUUCUACAUCUAUAUCGUUGCUGGAAUCCCAAUCACCAUAUCAUUUCUCUUGGAUUUUAUCGGGUCAGAUUAUUCGACAAGGGCUGGAUUAGCAUUUGUCCAAGGGCUCUUCUUUUUCGUAGAAGAUUCUUUGUUUUUUGCCGUUCUGAAGGAAACCCUGGUAGACCAAGAUAACUUCAGCCUUGCCAUUGGACUUGUUUCGUUCUUUUUCGGAUUCGGUGCGUCAGCAGCCGGAUACAUCUCAGGAUCUCUGUUUGACUUAACCCAGUCGUACACAAAAGUCUUCAUCAUCAUUGGCAUCGUACACGCAAUCGUAGUCGUCCAAGUCAUCAUUACAACGGCCUGCCUGAGAAAGCGAAAGAACAGCAUUAAGGAUCACUGAGAACAACUUUUAUUGAGUGUCAAGCCAAUAGAAAACUGAUGAACACUACUCUUCAAAGAGGUUAGAUGUUAAAGGGGGUUGUGGUAAAGUAUACGUGGAGUAAGGAAAAAUAUAACUUUGAAACAUAUUCUGCAACUUUUAUCAAUCUUAGAAGUCACACUGUUGUGACAAAAAAGGGCAGUGUAUAUAUUUUCUUCAUAUUGAAACAAAAUAAAAUAUCGCACACGAACGCAGGUACUAGAUCGCUUUAUGACGUCAUAUGUGAAGGAUAUGCUUGGGGUCAAGAUACAUAUUUGUUUGACGUCAAGGAAAGCGUAAAUCGUUUUCGACUCUGGAGAAUUUGCAAUUUGGAAGGAGACGUGAAUUGAUAUUGGAUACAGUUUCACUGCGAAUGUCUGAUUGAAAUACAUUCCACCAUACACAUAUUUUUUUUCUCCAAAUUUAAUCUUAUAUAAGCAGGACGAAAGACGUUUUAAUCAAAUAGGCUAUAGAUUCAGUUUAUGCCGUACAAAUAAAACCAAAAUAAUGAUGUAUGAUAUUCAUAAUAAUAUUAUAAGAAACGCAGUAAAAAAAAAGAGUCACACAUCUCGCAAAACAGAUUUAUUUAGUAAUCUCUAAAUUCUAGCCACUUGUUUUAUGCUAAUAGUUCUUGAAAUGUCACGGAGAGCUGUUACAUGGGCCAUUUUGUACUUUAAAACAAUUAAAUUGGGUGUGUUUAAUUUAUCAAGUAAUAUCAUAAAAGCUAUUGAUGGAGACAAGUAUUGUAUGGGGAUAUUCUUACACCAAUCUAAGGCGUUUGAUACCAUUGACCAUGGUAUCCUCCUCAGGAAACUAGAGCAUUAUGGAAUACGUGGUGUAGCAUUGUCUUGGUUCCAAAACUAUUUCUUUUGACAGGACUCAAUUUGUUGUGGUGGAUGGUACUAGUUCCCAACUUGCUUCUAUCAAAUAUGGUGUACCUCAGGGUUCUGUUCUUGGUCCCCUGUUGUUUUUAAUCUAUAUAAAUGAUAUAAAACACUCAUCAACAUUAUUCUCAUACUCACUGUUUGCUGAUGAUACCAGCUUGCUGCUGGUUGAUAAGAAGGCUGAAGAUUUAUUACUAAUUGCGAAUCAAGAGAUUCAGAAUCUGUAUGCAUGGUAUUGUUGUAAUAAGUUAUUGUUGAAUGUUCAAAAGAUCAAAUGUGUUAUUUUUCGCUAAAAGGAUAAGCUUCCAGAUGGUAUUAGUUUUCUUCAUGUUGGAGGCCAUGAUGUUGCGCUUAGUGAAAAUGUUCAGUUCUUAGGGUUAACUAUGGAUGAGCAUUUAUUUUGGAAGAAUCAUUUAGAUGUUGUAUGCACUAAGUUGUCCCGAAGUGUAGGUGUCAUUUUUAGAUUGAAAUUUAUUUUCCUUGA
This is a messenger RNA of Strongylocentrotus purpuratus (purple sea urchin), 2604 nucleotides long. RefSeq names its product monocarboxylate transporter 5-like. Gene Ontology annotation, molecular function: monocarboxylic acid transmembrane transporter activity. The transcript is spliced from 2 exons. NCBI's taxonomy places the organism in Eukaryota, Metazoa, Echinodermata, Echinoidea, Camarodonta, Strongylocentrotidae. Gene Ontology annotation, biological process: transmembrane transport. Bases 25 to 1218 code for a protein of 397 amino acids. The record is from RefSeq and is a predicted model, not a curated record.